Molecule: messenger RNA, 879 nt
Organism: Monoraphidium neglectum
Lineage: Eukaryota; Viridiplantae; Chlorophyta; Chlorophyceae; Sphaeropleales; Selenastraceae
Product: aromatic amino acid aminotransferase I
Exons: 5
Coding region: 1-879 (292 amino acids)
Biological process (GO): biosynthetic process
Molecular function (GO): pyridoxal phosphate binding; transaminase activity
Source: RefSeq, a predicted model, not a curated record
AUGACCAAUGAUAGCGGUGCCCCCGUGCGCCCCGUGGAUUGGAAUAGCAUGUGGACAGCCAAAGCGCGGUCGUUGCGGCCGGCAAGGCUGGCUCGCAUCGUCAACUCCUUCAUGGGCGUCCCGGGCAUCGUGGGCAUGCACGGCGGCCUGCCGCCGGCUGACGCGUUCCCUAUCAGCUCGAUAAGCUUUGGCCUGGGCCCCAUGGCGGGUGGGGGCGUGCUGGACAUCUCUGGCCCCAAGGACACGGUGGCGGCGCAGCAGUACUGCUUUGCGCCAAGCGGCUACGAGCCGCUCCGCGCGAGGCUGCACGCACUCACGCUGGCACAGCAGCGGCCCCAGGGCGCCGUCCAGGUUAACGUGACCUGCGGCUCCACCUAUGGGCUGGACGUGGUGCUCGACCUGCUGCUGGAGCGGGGGGACCCGCUGCUGCUCGAGGAGUACACCUACUCUCACGCCCUCGAGGCGCAGCUGAUGCCCAAGGGCUUUGAGUUGCUGCCGGUGGCGAUGGACGCGCAGGGCAUGCUGCCGUCCGCCCUAGAAUCCCUCCUCUCCCGCCGCCGCGCCGAGGGCCUGCGCAUGCCGCGCGCGAUGUACGUCAUCCCGUCGGGCCAGAACCCGACGGGCGCGGCGAUGGGGCCGGCGAGGAGGGCCGAAAUCUACGAGGUUGCGCGGCGGUAUGAUCUGGUGAUCGUCGAGGACGAUGCGUACAGCUGGCUGCAGUACCCGGACGGCGAGGGCGCGGUGCCGGGGCUGGCGGGCCUGCAGCGUGAGCGCCUGGCGGCUGGGGCGGGUUCGCGAGGGCGGCACAGCGUGGAGGCGGGCGUGCCUGCUGCGUUUGAAUGCCAGAGUCCUUGCAACAGUCGUGUGUUGACGUGCUAA